Molecule: messenger RNA, 1896 nt
Organism: Fopius arisanus
Lineage: Eukaryota; Metazoa; Arthropoda; Insecta; Hymenoptera; Braconidae
Gene: dgt5
Product: dim gamma-tubulin 5
Exons: 3
Coding region: 93-1784 (563 amino acids)
Source: RefSeq, a predicted model, not a curated record
UCAGCGGCAGUCAUUACAGGGUUAACGGCUACGGGAAGUUUCAAUUGUUCUAAUUACUGAAGUUUCAUUAUUAAUGAUAUAGACUAUUGGAUAUGCCGAAGGCAAAUGAGAUAGUAAAUAACUUCGAGUGGGCGGAAAAGUUGGGGUGUCCUCCAUCCGUCUGCUCCAAUCAUGUUAAAAAAAUACUCAACCACGGAAUUACUGGACUGUUGUGGGAGGAAAUUGGAUCUGCAAUUUAUCCGUUCAACGAUGUUCUGGAGACUCGAAAAAAUAUUUUACUUCAUCACUUGAAAAAUCAGGGACAGACCCCUGCUAUCCAACAUAUUCGCAACACCAAACGUUUGAAGUCUGAGAGAAGUUUAUUAGAGGCUCAAGUGAAAAAUCUUCAAGGGGAAUGCGAGAAAAAGGAGAAUUCUAUCAAAGAAAAGGGGCUAAAACUGCAGAAAAUCAGAGCAGCUAAACAGGCCUUGGAAGCCAAGAAGAGUCUUCUAGAGUUGAGUCAUCGUGAGAUUAAGGACAAGAUGAAGAACUGCAAGGAUAUGAGAACAGUCUGUCAAGAUUUGCUGCCUCCAUGUCAAUCAGGUAUUGACGAGUCGACGAUGAAUGAGUCCCUGACUCUCGUGGGUGGAAUUUCCUCGAGAACAGAUAAACGAAAGGCUUGGAAACAGAUUCAGGAGAGUCUAGGUCCAAUUGCUAUUUCAGAAUUGUGGGACUGGAUUCUGAAAAAUCGAAUAAGAAACAACGAGGAGUUAUGCAGACACGAGGUCGAGGAUAAUCACAACAAGAAGACGGUUUCCCAGUUAGAUCUAGAAAUAGCGAGUGCUCGGGGUCAGCAGGUGAAAUUGGCAAUUGCCAAAUGUAUUCACAUGGAGAAGGCCAAAGAGUACGAGGCACGUGCCAGUGAAUAUCUCGAGCACAUAUCCACGUUUUUCGAGAAUGACGAGGACAAGGACAUGUGGCUGAUGACCUCCAUGGAGGUGACAAAGCUCGAAGCAACGCAGAAGGUUCUUCAGAAUGAAAUGGAGAAGAUGAAGCAUUUUAUUGAGGAGCAGAAUGCUGUCUCCCUGGAUCUCCAUGAGCUCGAGUCUGAGAUCAAUGAGAUUGAUUAUCAGAUGGAGCAGCGUGUCCAGACGCUCCACAAGUCCCUGGGGCUUUUGCAGUCUGGCAAUCAUUUUUUGAUGACUCUGAAGAACAAUUUAGCUGUUACAUUGGAAGCAAUUCAUGCUCUCAACACUCAACAUGAAACUCCACCAGACUGGAUGAAUGGGAAUCUUAGUCAUGAGCUGGAGGUCUUCCAGGAGAAUCUAGAUAUUAAUGCUCUGAACAAGAUUCUGCUAAGUGGAAAAGUUGGAGCUUACAGACACACCACAACGUGCAUGAGCAAUGCCUCCAUCUCCUUUCCCACCCUAACGUCAGCAACUCCAGUAUUUCAACCAGCUCUCUAUCACCUGAUCACCUGCUACCUCGAUAUCAUCGCCAACAAGCUCCUGAAGCAAAAGAAACAGGAAUCAGAUAUCGCAAAUCAGCUAGAGAUAAAUCUGAAGAUAUCGCUUCCAUCAUUAACUCGUGAGAAUGAGAUCAUUGAACUGCUGGACGAGGCAAAUUCAGGAGCAAAGAAGUGUCAACAGGAAAUUACAGAAGUCAAUUCUAUCUUCGAUGCCUGGUGCUCUCAACCAGUCGCUGAAGUUAUGGCCAUCAAUGAUUCUGUGGUACAUGGGGCGACAUUUAAUGAAUGGGUCCAACGAUUCUCCACAAUUAUCUACAUGCUUCAACGCUCCAAGUGAACAAUUAUAUAUCGUGUGUUAAAUCGCUGUGAUAUCUAUGAUUUUUGUAUUUUUAUAUGGAAGACAAUCGGAGGAGCGUUUCUAUAAAUAAUAAUUGAAUUCAUUUGCCGAA